Messenger RNA from Notolabrus celidotus (New Zealand spotty), 6673 nucleotides. RefSeq names its product THADA armadillo repeat containing (gene thada). The record is from RefSeq and is a predicted model, not a curated record. Lineage: Eukaryota; Metazoa; Chordata; Actinopteri; Labriformes; Labridae. Gene Ontology annotation, biological process: tRNA methylation. The coding region runs from base 213 to 5975 and encodes 1920 amino acids. Gene Ontology annotation, cellular component: cytosol. The transcript has 38 exons.
UUCAGCUUUUCGUCACCUUACUAGCGUGUCUUUGUUGUGUAGUUUCUGUCCGGUUUGUGUCUGUGUCGUGUUUUAAAUGUUGACGUACAGUCAGCACCAGACAGCUAGCAGAAGUUGGCUAACAACAUAAACGCUGUUGGUUCUCCUGGAAGCUUCACCUGGACUUCACCUCAAACAGACAGAAAGCAUCAAGUUAUCUUAGAGGAAGAGUCAUGGUGGUGAAGAAGAAAACAGCCAAAGUGGAGGCUGUGGUUCUGGAUGAGCAGAAACUACACCUGCUGAUAGCCUCUCUCUCUGUGGACGGAGGAGAAGAUGGAGUCCGGCAUGUUGCCCAGACCCUGCAGUCGUGUUUGGAGCUGACAGACCCCGUGCAGCAGAUCCAGCUCAUUAAGAAGGCAGGGUCCCAGCUGGAGGCUCUGAAUGAAGAGGAGCCUGAUGGUGCUCUACUGGAGGCCUGUCUGCACACCCUGUCGCUGGUGUACACCUCCCUGCAGUCCAAGAACCCCCUACGCCGGGCCAUAGCCAGUGCCUUGGGUUCAGUGCCAGCCUGGCUUCGAGAGCGCACUGUGAACAGUUUGUGCGUCUGCCUCUCUGACUGCUUGUCCACCUCGACGUCAGACCAGCAUCCUCACAUCGUGGACACCAUCACUGCCUGUCUGGACGGCUUCGUCAUUGGUGAGAGAUGCAUCAACAAACUGCUGCCUGAAGUGUUGCAGUUUCUUCACAAGGGAUUGAGUGAAUACCUUCAACAAAACAGUGGUCUAGCAGGACGUCACAUAGCCCAGGCUCAGCUCAUGCACUCCUGCCUGGCUGCAGUGAAGACCUCCAUGCUGGUGAUCCAGAGAUCCCAGGAGAGCAUCAGCGUCUCCCUGCAGGCUGAACAGAGUCCCCGCACGCUGGAGGACACACUGAGCAGCCUGCUGGGCUGCUACACACACAUCCUCACUAACGAGGAGUUCAUCCAAUCAGUUCAGAGUACAGCCGGCAUGGCUGUGGUUUUACUGAUCAGGUCUGUGAUGGGCUAUGGGGAUGAAGUCGCUUCUGUGGUUAACAGUCUGUUGUGCAGCUCAACUCAGGGUUUGGACUCGGCUCCUCAGUGGUUGAAGCUGAGGUGUGAGGGUCUGUGUUCACGUGGUCGUCCACCGGGUGUCUCUCUGUAUCUGUGUCAUGGAGCUCUGGCCAUGUUGAGCUGGAAGCGAUCUCUGCCGGGGCCACAGUGGGAACAGCUGCUGCUGCUGGUCCCUAACACACUGCUGGGUCUGGAUGUCAGUAUCAAGGAGUCCAGCACAGCCAUGGUGGUGGCUCGGGUUCUGACUCUAUGGAGCAGUGCUGCCCUGGACUGUUUUCAUGGGGAGCUGCAGCCCUGCCCUCCUCUCCUCCAGCAGUCCCUCAGAGGAGAAUCAGAGCUACAGCAACACCUGCUGGAGCACAUCUACUCCCACUGGGAGCACCCGCUGGACGGGGUCCGCCACCAAACCCGCACCCUGUUCCGUAACCUCCUUGUGCUCCACCAGCGCACUAACCGGCCCACGUCUGACCCCAGCAGGGACCCAUACAUCAUCGAGCUCACACACAGCCUGCUGGGACUGGAGUGGCACAUGAGGGGGAAGUACGGCUCGCUGGGCUGUCUGGUGGAGCUCUACGGGGCUAUGUACCUACUGGAGAUUCAGCCCCAGCUGCCUUCACGCCUGCUGGGCCUGAUGGGGGAUCAGAAUCUGGCUCCAUAUGCCAGCGACCUGCUGGAGCGGCUCUUUGUCAGCCACAAGACCGAGCUGACUGGUGAGACUGCUGCAGAGGAGGACUGGAUGGAGGGCUGGCACCAGACCUGGGUGACACCCCUGCUUCAGGUUCUGUGCCGGGCCAGACUGGAUCAGACCACAUACAUCCUGGACUACUUCCUGCCGAAGCUGCUCCGCUGCAGCCCCUCCAGUCUGGCUCACAUGGUGCAGGCCCUGCAGGACACACCGCCCUGCAGCACAGGUCCAUCAGGCAGCAGAGGAGCUCUAGGAGCUCUGAUGACGUGUUUGCGAGCAGCCAGAGCUCAGGGUGUUGUUCCUCCUACAGAAGAGGGUCUGUGGGGAGGUCUGGUGCCCCUUCCUCUGCUCCAACAAGCUCUCAUACACAAACAUGACCAAGUAAGGAUGGAUGCUCUGGGGUUAGUAUGUGAGAGCCACCGCAGCACGGAAGUCCUGACCUCACAGGAAAUGGACCUGAUUCGGCACUUCCUGCCGCCGAAUCUCAACAGUCAGUCUCCAGGCAUCAGGCAGCAGACAGUCAGCCUGCUGAAGAAGCUGCUGUGUCGAAUGAAGGACAGCACUGUGCUGCUGCAGAAGAGGCUGAUCCAAGAGAGAGACGAGGAGCAGAGACACAGAGACCAACACACACUUCACCUAUACAAGGAGUUCCUGUGCUGGCUGUGUGGGAGUCUGUUGAAGGUUUUGCUUCCUGGAGCGUCCUUCUCUAAAUGCCUGAUGUCUCUCCAUUUGCUGUGUCUGCUAGGACAGAUAUUUACCUUCUGCACAGGCCCUGAUGUGUUUGCCCUCGGGGAAGUGGUGACCUCUGCACAUGCUCAGAAUGUCCUCUACUGUGUCGCCAGCAACUUUCUGGAAGUCAAACAGCUGGCCUCAACAUUACUACGGGAACUUCCCCCAUCAGCUGUAGGACUUGAGGUGCCGGAGAGGAUGCGUUGUGUCCUUCAGGCUGCUCUGGACCUCAGUACCAGCACGAAGCCCUUCGACAGCGUCACAGCUGCUCACCUCCUCAACCUGCUGCUGCAGCAGCCGCACUUGUGCCAGGGUCUGCAACUCUGCGCCCAUGAGCAAGGCAUUGAUUCUUCCUUCCUGCCACCUCAGACUUAUGGGACAGACAUCAUGGAGCUCAACACGCUGGCUGUGAUUCAGUUCUUGUUGGACUGUCUGAAAUCAGAGGUGUCGAGGGCUGAGUCAUCACUUCUGCAGGCUGCUGCUUCCUUUCCCCUGUACGGCAGAGCGCACUGCAUCACUGCUGUCCUGCAGCAUCUCAACACUGUGGGUCUGAGGCACACUGAGCAGUGGAGAUGUAUGGUGUCAGAGCUGAUCGCCGUGUGCUACAGGAUGUCCGAUGUUGUUUCACCAGUAGUCCAGAGCUCCUCUCCAGAAGGACUCAUCCCCAUGGACACUGACUCAGAAACAUCUGCAGGUCUGCAGAGGAUCCUGCAGGAGAUUCAACCCAGAGACACCAAUGACUUCUUCACAAGUGCCAGGGAGCUUGACACACACCCCGAAGAUGGUCACACACCCACACCAACACACACACCCUCACUAAACACAGGUGGUGAGGGCUACAGGGUGACAGCUCAGAUGGUGCUGGUGUGUUGCUGGCGGAGCAUGAAGGAGGUGGCCAUGCUGCUGGGACAGCUGUGCCAGAGUCUGCCGCUGCACUACAACAAUAGAGAUGCUGACACACACACAGGACUCAUCACAGAGGAGCAGGUGGAGGGUGUCGGCCUGUACUUCCGUCAGCAGCUCCUGCAGUCCCGUCACCGUGGCGCCUUUGAACUGGCUUAUGUGGGCUUUGUGCGCCUCACCGACAUGCUGUGCAGGAGUAGGAGUCAGGCCCUGCAGCAGCUCCCAGCCCACUGGCUCUCUGAGGUUCUUGAGGAGGUCAAAUCCAGCGACCCGUCGUCCAAACUAUGCGCCACCAGACGCAGUGCUGGAAUACCGUUCUACAUCCAGGCUCUGCUCUCCUCUGAGCCCAAGUCGUCCAGCUGCAGUCUGUUGAAGAUGACCAUGAGGGAGCUGAUCGCACUCGCCAUGCCGUCUGAGGACCGGAACACUGACAGCUCCACCGUCCCUCAGGUCCACGCUCUGAACAUCCUGCGGGCUCUGUACAGAGACACUCGUCUGGGAGAAAACAUUAUCCCCUUUGUCUCCGAGGGUAUGCAGGCCGCCGUGCUGGGCUUCACCUCUCCUGUGUGGGCGGUGAGGAACUCGUCCACGCUGCUCUUCAGCACUCUCAUCACGAGGAUCUUUGGAGUGAAGAAGGGGAAGGACGAGCACUCCAAGAAGAACAGGAUGACGGGUCGGGAGUUUUUCACUCGUUUCCCAGCUCUCUAUCCGUUCCUGCUGAACCAGCUGGAGGAGGCUGCAGCCACUGUGGAAAGUGACAGCGGUCAGGUGAAGCUCCACCCCAGCCUUUUCCUGCUGCUGCUCGUGCUCAGUCGACUCUACCCGUCUCCCAUGGAUGGAUCGUCAUCACCCCUGGGACUCGCUCCGUUCAUGCCCUUCAUCAUCAGAUGUGGUCACUCUGCAGUGUAUCGGACCAGAGAGAUGUCUGCUCGGGCCCUCGUCCCCUUCGUCCUGCUCACUCAGGUCCCGUCCACUAUCCACACACUACUGCAGGAGCUUCCCCUGGAGCCUGGACCCCAGACCCAACAGAACCACAUCCACGGGACUCUGCUGCAGGUGCUGUUUCUGCUGCGCUCCUAUCAGACUGACUCUCACAGACCCCCACCUGCAGGAAACGGCAUCGCUGAAACCCUCUGCCAGCGCAUGUGGCUCGGCUCUCGACAGAACAGCUGCUUGGUGACCAGAGGAGCUUUUCUGGAUGUGUUGGUGUGUCUGUGCAGGCCCAGAGUCAGUCUCCUGGAAGACUCAGAGGCCACUGAUCUGCGUCGGGGAGCUCUGUCCAUCCUCAUGGCUUCAGAGCUUGUCACCUCUUCGCCUUCCUCCCCCCGGGGUCCAGGCAGCACCCAGUACCUGCUCAGUCUGGCCCAGCUAGUCCUCAGUGCCAGCCUAGAGACCCCUGACCUGUGGGGGGGUCCUCAGCCCUCAAGCCAGCUCCUACAAAGUCUGCUACUCUGCUCAGAGUAUGAGGUGAGGGAGGAGACCCUGCAGGAGGUCCUGAAGAGGCUGCAAGAGGAGGAGGAGGAGGAGAAGGAGAGGAAGAGGCCUCAGUGGCUGGACGAGACCACCCUGUCCAACCUGACCAGCCUGGCUCUGCAUGAGACACACCCCCAGUGUCUGGCCAAGGUCCUCGAUGUGCUAUCCGUGUUGAGCUCCAGUGGUGGACUUCAGUGGAGGGAUGGGGCUCGGGUUGUGUCUCAGGAGGAGGUGUUGGUGCACCUCCUCGCUCUGACACAGGGAUCUGCUCACAGUGUGGAGCUCCACUGUGCCGCUCUGACGCUGCUCUCUCAGCUGGUGGUUCAACUGGUGACGUCUAACCCCCAGGGUGCUAGUGCGGUGACUUGUUUGGCUCAGUGGGGAACGCUGGUGUGCUCAUGCUGCAGCGAGGAGCAGCCAGAGGAGGUGAAGCUGACAGCCGCAAAGGUUCUGGUCACCUGUACAUCAUCUGUACUGAGCAGCCCCCACCUGCCUCUGGGUCUGUCCUCCACUGUCUCCCUUUGGAUGAGUGUGUUUAUGCUGCUGCAGGAUGAAGAUCAAGAGGUCCGAGACUCAGCCUCCGACUUCAUCUGUAAUAUGCCAGCAGCUCUGUUUAAAACAGGUUUGCCAGGUGUGUCUGUAUGUCCUCCUGCAGCCCUGGACUCAGGCGUGGGUCUCCUCUGCCGGCUGUUUGAACUGUGGGGGCAGGUUCCAGCGGGGGUCCUGGCUCUGACAGAGUGGCUACUGGGAGAUGAAGAGGGCGGUGAAGCGGCGGAGGAAGCCUCCAGUCUGGAUGAGGAGGAGUUUCUGUUCGAGAAGGGGGAUCUGAACCUGUGGGCAGAGCCGGUCCAGUGGGUGAAGCUGCUCCACAGACACCUUGACUCCCUCAUCCUGGUUCUAAAGCAGGCCCAGGCCCCGAAUAUCACAGAUCCAGACCAGCUCUACCAAAUCCAAACACUAGCGACUCAGGCCAAAGUCCAGGCACUCAGCUCCAAACAGGCCCUGGACUCCCUCCCUGCUCUGCCUCAGUUCUCCUGCACCAUGGAGCAUGCCCGGGUGCUGCUGCAGCACCAGAGGGCCACCCUGGUUCUGGAUCUGCUCGAAAGGCUAAAGUAGCAAGCUAGCUUGUUUUUAACCUAGUGUAAAACCAUUUUUUGAAACUUGGGCCUUAAUCUUUAAGAAUUUGGCAACAUUUAUUUUACAGAAGGAAAGGACUAGUCCAAAGUAAGACUAGUGGAAAGAUUUCUAUAACGUGCAGCAGUGAAACAGGCCAUGAUGGCUGCAGUGUAAUCUCUUCUCUUCUACCUUGCAGUCCCCUAAACCUCAAACUGACUCUGAACUGAGUUAAACCAUGUGAUUUUGUGUCGUCAGUGUUUAAACACAAUAUGUUUGUCACACAAAAUGUCACAAACUAUAAUUAAGGCAGCUUUGUUUAUUCAGUGAGGUGAAAUUAAGUGUUUUUGUCAAUGGAGUCUGGUGGCUUUGAAAAGAAUCUGAGCUUUGGUGCAGAUUAAAAAAAAACUUUAAAUAUUGUACUUUCAUUGAUGAGGAUUACAUUGCAGCCAUUUAGCCUUUGCAGGGAUCAGGUUUAAAAUGUGCAGAAUUUGACUUAAAGUCUUAAUUUUUCAAUAAGUAAAAACUUAAAAAUAUUCAACUGAAUGACACAGGACCACAGACUGGCUUUGUGGUCGAGUCCUCUGAACAUCAUAUUAAGGGAAUGAAGAAACAUCAGGAAUUUUUUACUCUUGUUUGUCUCUCACUUUGUUUUACAAAUGUUCCUCAUUGAUUAUUAAAUGUGUUUUUAAUUAUGAUAA